CAACAACUUCAAGGAUUGGUCUACCAUUUUUUCCUAUUGGUUAAAGACGCUACUCUUUUGAAAUUAUCCUUGAAGGCUAUUGACGAAAAACUCAAUAGCCAUUAACGUACGUUCUCUACACUACAUUAUGGACUUCUUCCUUCUGACCUCUGUUCACCAGAGCAAUGUUGCACAGCCAGGCCGACGGAGGUUGUCGAGCAGCAACAGUGUUGAGUCUCUGGAUGUGAGCCCCUGUGCUGAAGCGCGAGUCUUGGUCAUCAACACCGGAGGAACUAUCGGGAUGAUGUACCAUAAUAACGUGCUCUCACCCCCAGGGCCUAAUGUGUUUGUGAAGGCUCUGCGAAAGCUUCCCGACCUCCAUGAUGAGCAGUAUGCCCUGCAGACCUGUAUGUCUUACUACGACAGCACGAGUGGCCCACAGGAGAACACCCUUGUCCUGCCGAUGCCGACACACCUCGCUGAUGAACUAUCAAAAAGGCUGUGUAAACAAAAUAAGAGGAUAGUGUACACUGUUUUAGAGUACAGCCCCUUGCUGGACUCUUGCAAUAUGACCACAGAUGACUGGGCUACAAUUGGGAAGGACAUUGAGAAACACUAUGAGAAGUAUGACGGUUUUGUCAUUCUCCACGGCACGGACACCAUGGCCUACACAGCAUCUGCUCUGUCCUUCAUGUGUYAGCAUCUGGGGAAGCCUGUCAUCCUCACCGGCUCCCAGGUGCCGAUCUAUGAGAUGAGGAACGAUGGAAGAGACAACCUGUUGGGGGCGCUGCUGAUCGCUGGUCAGUUUGUCAUUCCUGAGGUUUGUCUGUAUUUCCACAACAAGCUGUACCGGGGCAACCGUGUGACCAAGGUGGAUUCUGGGAGUUUCAAUGCCUUCAAUUCUCCUAACCUGGCUCCUCUGGCCAUUGCUGAAGUGGAUAUUAAAAUUAACUGGGACACGGUGUGGAGAGCAAACACAACCUUGCGGUUCAGAGUGAGCACUCAGAUGAACCGUAACGUGGGUCUGCUGAGACUCUUCCCAGGCAUCACUGCUGUGACUGUGAAGUCCUUCCUGCAGGAGCCCAUGGAGGGCAUCGUCCUGGAGACGUAUGGUAGUGGAAACGCCCCUGACAACCGUGCUGACCUGCUUGAGGAGUUCCGGAAUGCCACAGAGAGGGGCGUGAUCAUGGUCAACUGCACCCAGUGUCUGAGGGGUUCUGUCACCACGUCGUACGCCACCGGAAAGGCCUUGAGUGACGCAGGACUGGUGGCAGGCUGUGACAUGACUUCUGAGGCUGCCCUGUGCAAGCUGUCCUACGUGCUGGCCAGGACGGACCUCAGCAAAGAGGCCAAAAUAAAGAUGCUGAGUCAGAACCUGCGGGGAGAGAUGAUCGCUGACCUGCAGGGGGCCAAGCUCACUCUGAGCGACGGCAAUGACCUGGAUGAAGCGACUAAUUCCCUGAGCAUCAGCUUUGAGAUGAGGCCACCACACAGCCAGCCACAUCACACAUACUGUCACAACCAGUGAUUCUGCAGGAAUGGAGAGUACAUUGAGUUCUCAGUCUGUCCAAAAGAAUCCUGAAGACCAAGAUCCUCAACUCUUACCUCUCCAUCCAUCCCCAUCACUCUCCCUUUCCAUUUCACUCUCUUAUGCUGGACAUUUACACACAAAUUUGCAGAUUAACAGAUUAUAUUUAGAUUAAUCCAAACCAUUACAAUUGAUAUAUUUGCGAUAAUCUCAUAUACAGUUGCUUAACUGUAGUUGUAAAAGCACUAGUAGCACAACAUUGGAUAUCAAGUAAUAUGGAUGCACUGUGCAUAGAACAAGCAGCACUAUAUCUGUUUGCUUUGUAUGUACCACAGUAUAUGAUGCAUGUGGAGCAAUUCACUCUGUUUGCAUUAAGAGUAUUAUCAGUGAUCAUUGGAAGCACAGGGAAGAAUGCUGUACCUUAUACUAGGCACUUGAUGGGUAGAAUGCUGUUGAUGUGCUUUAUGAAAUGCUUAGUAUAGAGUGAUAUUUAUUCUAAAUGGAAAUAGUCUCACUUAGACUGCAUGAACAAUACAUAUUUUUUCCACCUUCUGAAAGCACAGAUAACUGCAGUUUCCUGUUUGAAAAACAGGACAAUCCAUCCCUCUAUUCUGCUUACUUGUUUCCUUACUCUAACAGCCUGGGCAGAGAGACCAAUGUCAUAUAACUGGACAUUACUUCAGCUGUUAUCCAAUAACUGUUACUCAGUGCUAUGCUCCUCUACUCUCUAUGUUCAUGGUCAAUUAACUAUUUGAUUCAAUCAAAAUGCCAAUAACAUUAUCAUUAGUAUGUGUCAAUCCAUGUCAUGGUUUUGUCAUACAUGUGUAACUUAACAGCAACUUUCAUAAAAAAACAAUUGACAAGAAACAACCCAGUCAUCAACAUUAGAGGAUUUGCAACCUGUAUUACCUCCCAGUGGAGGAGU
Salvelinus sp. IW2-2015 is the source of this 2432-nucleotide messenger RNA. Its product is annotated as L-asparaginase 1. NCBI's taxonomy places the organism in Eukaryota, Metazoa, Chordata, Actinopteri, Salmoniformes, Salmonidae. Gene Ontology annotation, biological process: amino acid metabolic process. The record is from RefSeq and is a predicted model, not a curated record. Gene Ontology annotation, molecular function: asparaginase activity.